Molecule: messenger RNA, 4214 nt
Organism: Aricia agestis (brown argus)
Lineage: Eukaryota; Metazoa; Arthropoda; Insecta; Lepidoptera; Lycaenidae
Gene: ry
Product: xanthine dehydrogenase
Exons: 8
Coding region: 124-4200 (1358 amino acids)
Molecular function (GO): FAD binding; molybdenum ion binding; molybdopterin cofactor binding
Source: RefSeq, a predicted model, not a curated record
AUUGUACGUAACAUCUUGGACAUAGCACACUCGAUAGUCGCUCAGUCUCGUUUCCAACAGCGCGCGGAGCGUAUGUCAGUUAUACGACUGUUGAUAACAUUACUGUUGCUAGCCUGUUGAGUGAUGGGAUUACUAAACGCCGACCAGAGGGCCGGGGAAGCCAGCACCGAAUUGAUCUUCUUUGUUAACGGGAAGAAGGUCGUUGAACCCCAUCCCGAUCCAGAGUGGACGUUGCUGUGGUAUCUCCGGAGGAAGCUGCGGCUGACGGGAACGAAGUUGGGCUGUGCCGAGGGCGGCUGCGGCGCUUGCACUGUCAUGGUGUCCAAAUACAACAGAAAAGAGAAGAGAAUUAUUCACUUAGCAGUAAACGCGUGUCUUGCUCCAGUAUGCGCCAUGCACGGUUUGGCUGUAACUACAAUCGAGGGAAUAGGCACAACUAAAACGAAACUUCACCCAGUUCAAGAACGUCUGGCUAAAGCUCACGGCUCACAAUGUGGUUUCUGCACACCCGGCAUUGUCAUGUCUAUGUACAGUUUACUCAGAACUACUCAAAAUAUUAAAUACUCAGACCUAGAAGUGGCAUUCCAAGGAAAUCUAUGUCGGUGUACUGGAUAUCGAGCCAUCAUCGAGGGAUACAAAACUUUCAUCGAAGAUUGGGAAGUAAAAAGAGUUGCGAAUGGAACUAGUAGUCACAGCAAUGGAACUAGCAAUGGAAACGGUUGCGCCAUGGGAAAGGAUUGCUGUAAAAAUAAAAUUGACGACAGUGAGACAGAAUUUAUAUUUGAUAAAUCGUCGUUUCUGCCAUACGAUCCAAGUCAGGAGCCAAUUUUUCCACCCGAGUUAAAACUGUACCCAGUAUUGGACGAACAAUAUUUAGUAUACGAGGGAAGCAAAACUACAUGGUAUAGACCGACAGAACUAAGCACGUUACUGAAGUUAAAAGAAAAAUACAAUGAUGCCAAAAUAGUCGUUGGUAAUAGUGAAGUCGGUGUUGAAGUUAAAUUCAAGCAUUGCGUGUAUCCAGUUAUUAUAAUGCCCAAUUUUGUGCCAGAAAUGAACACUAUAAAAGAAAACGAAACUGGACUCGUUGUCGGUGCAUCCGUUACGCUAAUGGAAAUGGAAAAUGUUUUUAAAAGUUACAUAGAUUUAUUGCCAACAUACAAAACGAGGACACUAAAAACUAUCAUCAGCAUGUUAAAUUGGUUUGCGGGCAAACAAAUAAGAAACGUUGCAGCCAUCGGCGGGAAUAUAAUGACUGGAAGUCCAAUAUCCGAUUUGAAUCCAAUUUUGAUGUCAUUAAAAGUCAAAUUAAAUCUUAUGAGCGAAAAAGAUGGUCCACGUUCAGUAUUUAUGGACGAGACUUUCUUCACCGGGUAUAGAAGAAAUGUCGUGAAGCCUAAUGAAAUUUUGCUAUCCAUCGAAGUACCUUACUCUACUAGAUAUCAAUAUUUGAGAGCAUACAAACAGGCCAAACGACGCGAGGAUGAUAUUUCAAUAGUCACAGCAGCAAUAAACGUAGAGUUUGAAAAUCACACAAAUAUAAUUAAAUAUAUAAAUAUAGCUUAUGGCGGUAUGGCUCCUGUAACUAAAGUUGCUGUCAACACGAGUAAAGCUCUCAAAGGACUAAAAUGGGAUGAGCGGAUGGUCGAAAAAACAUAUGAAUGUUUACUAGAAGAAUUUCCUUUGCCUCCUUCAGUUCCAGGAGGAAAUGUUCUUUUUAGACGGACUCUAACAAUGAGUUUGUUUUUUAAAGCAUACUUAGCUAUAGCCAAAGAUGUUUGCAAAGACUACUUAAACGAGGACUUAAUUAUUCCAUAUCAUAGCAGCGGUGCUGAGCAAUUCCACGGUGGCAUGCCAAAGAGUUCUCAGUAUUUUGAAUUAGUUGGAGACAGACAAGUUAAGAGUGACGCUGUUGGCAGACCUAUUACCCAUUUCUCAGCAAUGAAGCAAGUAACUGGCGAAGCUAUAUACUGCGACGAUAUACCAACUGCUGAAGGAGAGCUGUAUUUAGCUUUUGUAUUGAGCUCGAAAGCACAUGCACGAAUUGUAUCAAUUAACGCCGACGAAGCUUUGAAACAACCGGGAGUAGUAGCUUUCUUUUCUGGUAAAGAUUUGACUAAAGAUCAAAAUAGCAUAGGACCAAUUUUCCACGAUGAAGAAUUAUUCGCUACUGAAAAGGUUAUCAGUCAAGGUCAAACAAUCGGUGUUAUUGUGGCUGAGGAUCAACAAACAGCACAAGAUGCGGCUAGAAAAGUAAAAAUUGAGUACGAAGAAUUGCAACCUAUUAUAGUCACAAUAGAAGACGCAAUCAAACAUAACUCUUUCUAUAAACAGUAUCCAAAAAGUAUAAAGAGAGGAGAUCCGGAUAAAGCUUUUGAAGAUCCCAAUAACAUUGUAAUAGAAGGACAGUGUAGGAUGGGAGGGCAAGAACACUUUUAUUUGGAAACUCAUGCUGCAUUUGCAAUUCCAAAGAAAGAAGAUGACGAAUUAGAAAUAAUUUGUUCCAGUCAACAUCCUUCGGAAAUUACAAAAUUAGUAAGCCACAUACUGCACGUUCCAAUGAACAGGAUUGUAACAAAAGUUAAACGAAUGGGUGGAGGAUUUGGAGGAAAAGAAUCUCGUGGAAUGUUAAUUUCUUUACCUGUAGCCCUAGCUGCACACAAACUUCAAAGACCCGUGCGUUGUAUGCUUGAUAGAGAUGAAGACAUGCAAAUGACUGGAACCCGACAUCCAUUUUUAAUUAAGUACAAAGUAGCAUUUACUAAAGAAGGUAAAAUUAUGGGAGCACGUGUAAACAUUUACAAUAACGGCGGAUAUUCCAUCGAUCUUUCUGGACCUGUGGUAGAGAGAGCCAUGUUCCAUUUCGAAAAUGCAUACUACAUACCACACUGUGAGGUCAUUGGUCACAUAUGCAAGACGAACCUACCAUCAAACACUGCUUUCCGUGGAUUUGGCGGACCUCAAGGAAUGUUUGGUGCUGAAAAUAUGGCUUGGGAUAUAGCUAGUAAGCUUGGAAAGACAGCUGAGGAAAUAAGUAGAAUCAAUUUGUACAGAGAGAACUUAACAACGCAUUAUGGACAAUCACUCGUACAUUGCACACUACAAAGAUGCUGGGAUGAAUGUGUGGAAAAGAGUAACCUAGCGCAAAGAAGAAUUGAUAUUGAGAACUUUAACAAACAGCACCGUUGGCGCAAGAGGGGCAUCUACAUCGUUCCAACGAAAUUCGGUAUUGCUUUCACUGAAAAAUUACUCAAUCAAGCAGGAGCACUGCUUAUCAUUUACACUGAUGGAUCUGUGCUCCUCUCUCAUGGUGGUACGGAAAUGGGUCAAGGCUUGCACACGAAAAUGUUGCAAGUCGCUUCACGAGCUCUCGGCGUUGAUAUAUCCAAGAUACACAUAAGUGAAACUGCAACUGAUAAGGUGCCAAAUACGUCUGCCACCGCCGCCAGCGCCGGAUCAGAUCUCAAUGGUAUGGCUGUCCUCGAAGCUUGUGAAACAUUGAACAAAAGAUUGCAGCCGUUUAAGGACAAGAAUCCCGAUGGUAAAUGGGAGGAUUGGGUCCUACAAGCUUACUUGAACCGAGUCAGCUUAUCAGCAACGGGAUUCCACGCGACCCCUGACAUUGGGUACGACUUUAAAAAUAACAUAGGAAAGCCAUUCAACUACUUCACUUUUGGAGCUGCUUGCACAGAAGUCGAAAUCGACUGCUUGAGUGGAGACCAUCAAAUUCUUAGAUCUGACAUUGUAAUGGAUUUGGGUGAAAGUAUCAAUCCUGCGAUUGACAUAGGACAAAUUGAAGGCGGAUUUGUACAGGGAUAUGGGUUGUUUACAAUGGAGGAACUUAUUUACUCGCCAACCGGAACGUUAUACUCUCGUGGGCCUGGUGCUUACAAAAUUCCCGGAUUUGGGGAUAUUCCGCUGGAGUUCAACGUGUCUUUGCUGAAAGGAGCUCCGAACCCAAGAGCAGUUUACUCGUCUAAGGCGGUUGGAGAGCCUCCCCUAUUCCUUGCCAGUUCCGCGUUCUUUGCUAUAAAAGAAGCUAUAAAGGCAGCGCGUGUCGACGCGGGUGUGCCUUUGGACUUUUAUUUGGAGUCUCCUGCCACAUCUGCUAGAAUACGAAUGGCCUGCGAAGAUCAUAUCACUAAGAGAAUCCCACGACCAGAGCCAGGAAGUUUUGUGCCAUGGAACGUAGUUCCCUAGAUUAUUUUUUAAGA